Molecule: messenger RNA, 1546 nt
Organism: Fomitopsis serialis
Lineage: Eukaryota; Fungi; Basidiomycota; Agaricomycetes; Polyporales; Fomitopsidaceae
Exons: 5
Source: RefSeq, a predicted model, not a curated record
AUGUCCGGCGCGUCCUCCUACGCUGUCAAGACACCAUCGUCGAGUACGGCGAGCCCCUUGCUCACUGUACACGGCGAGGUCAACACACGCAACGAUGACGUGGUCGACGCGCUCAGAAGCACGUCGACCAGUUCAUCAACAUCGCUGUCCGCAUCCGCUUCGACAACAUCUGGCACACGGACCCGCAAGGACUUUACGUCCCUUGCAGGCCGUGUCAAUGAAAAAGACCCAAGCUUACGCAAGGCCGACCUCGACGUGUCUGCGUCGAGUUGCUACACAUCGGAUACCGGCCGCACGUACGAGGAAUCGACCUCGCGUGUGUUCAAGUCCAUCUCCACCGACGAGACGACCGGCAUCGGCGACGCCACUAUCGACGUGCUCAUAAGCUCGUCGACAGGCUCGUCGACCUCAAUUGCCGCUUCAACAUCGACAACGUGCACGCUCGGCACCGUCAACCAGGACGAGCAGGAAGACGUGAACAAGGACUCAGCGUCCAUCGCAGGCCGUGCUGAUGAUGAAGAUCGGUGCAAGCACGAAGCCCCGUCUAUAGUUCUGCAAUCAGAACUGUCGCCUGACGCACGGACCACCAAGGUCUCGGCGUCCAGUACAAGCCGCCUCGAUGGCGAAGAGCUGCUCAAACGCAAGCUUGACCUCAAUGCACCUACGUCGAGUCGGUAUGUGUCGGAUACGAUCUCGUGCGUGCGCACUCCGUCAACCUCCACGUCGACUGGGCGAGUCGUCGAGCAGCCGACGAGGCACAGUACACCCAAACUGCUGGAUGUAUUGACCUCGUCGUACUCGAUAACCAAGCCUACGUCGACAACCUUCAGGUUGGACACAUCGCGUCCACCUCAACAUCGCGGCGAUACUCAUCCCGCAAUCAAUGCCGACCGCCGUACGCACAGGGAUGUGACCGUGCGCGUGCGCAACGUACAUUCGAGUACCGCGGGCGCAUUCCAACCAUCAAACGUACUCCGAACAUUGGGUACGUCGAGCAGUAGCUGGCUCGACUGUACCUCCCCUGGUGUACUCUGCGAAGUACCCGGACUACUACCACCUACCGUCGCACCAUUACAUGGAGCUAUGGUGACCUCGUCGGUCACUAUAAUUCAUGCUGGUGUUAAAAUCAAGACGGAGGAGGGGGAAGGGACCGGUACGGGUACCGUUUUCGAGACGCAAGACUCGGAAACUCGAGACUCGCCAUUGCCUGUCUCGUCGCCACCGCCGCGACUAGUACCGCCGCCGCCUGUCCUCUUGCCGCCGCCGCUACCUCCCUCGUCGCCGCUAUGCAGUACGACGAGCUCGAUGCUCGUCGUCAUCGCCGACCGCAGCAACAACAACAUGUCGGACGUACCCGAGAGCGCGUCCAACAUGUCUGUUGCAACUACUAUGGUCAGCGACACGGUAGAGGUGCGGGUUCGCAUGGUCAACGGGUAUGUCAUCACAUCGGCGCGCGAUCGGGCACGACUGACGUGUCCAUCUCGCCCACCAUGGCUCGCUCGUCGCGUACAUCGAGCAUCUCGCUCAGUGUAUACGUCGAGCCCAU